This is a messenger RNA of Purpureocillium lilacinum, 1359 nucleotides long. RefSeq lists its product as uncharacterized. Gene Ontology annotation, molecular function: monooxygenase activity; FAD binding. The record is from RefSeq and is a predicted model, not a curated record. Lineage: Eukaryota; Fungi; Ascomycota; Sordariomycetes; Hypocreales; Ophiocordycipitaceae.
AUGGGCUCCAACAGCACUCCGGGCUGGCGACGCCUGAGCGUGGGCGUCGUGGGCGGCGGCAUCGGCGGCAUGUCGGCAGCCAUCGCGCUGCGUCGGGCGGGCCACGAGGUGACCAUCUACGAAAAGUCAGACUUUGCCGGCGAAGUCGGCGCGUCGGUGUCGUGCGCGGCCAACGGCACGCGCUGGCUGCACGAGUGGAAGGUGGACGUGGCCAAGGGCGACCCCGUGGUGCUGCGCAAGCUCAUCAACCGCGACUGGAAGACGGGCGAGCCGGUGAGCGUGUACGACCUGAACGACUAUGAGGAGCGCUGGGGGCAUGUGUACAACAUGUUUCACCGGCAGGACAUGCACCGGAUGCUCAAGGAGUGCGCGCUGCAGGACGAGGGCGAGGGGACGCCGGCGAGGCUGGUCGUCAACCACAAGUGCCAGAGCAUCGACGUCGACGCCGGCGUCAUCAGCUUCGCCAACGGCACCACGGCGCAGCACGACCUCGUGGUCGGCGCCGACGGCAUCGGAUCCGCCGUGCGCGGCGAGCUGGGCAUCCGGCCGGCCAAGCGGCCCGCGGAGCAGAGCUGCCUGCACACCAACGUGACGACGGAGGAGGCGGUGCGGGCCGGGCUGGUCGACUACUCGCGGGACAGCGCGCUCGAGUACUGGGGCGGGCAGGAGGGCAAGUGGGACAAGAUCGUGCUGUCGCCGUGCAACGACGGCAAGCUGCUGUCGUACUACUGCUUCUUCCCGCGCGACCGGGGCGACUACGCGACGCAGACGUGGGCGGGCGAGGACCGCCCCGUCGAGGAGCUGCUGGCGCCGUACCCGGAGCUCGACCGCCGCGUCUUCGCGCACCUCGCCAUCGGCAAGGAGAUUCGCCCCUGGCGGCUGUGGCUGCACGACCCGUACCCGUACCUGUGCCGCGGGCGGGCGUGCCUGCUCGGCGACGCGGGCCACCCCAUGAUGCCGCACCAGAGCCAGGGCGCGUGCAUGGCCAUCGAGGACGCCGCCGCCCUGGGCAUCCUGUUUGGCGAGGGGCGCUUCCGCGGCGACGUCGCCGAGGCGCUGGCCGUGUACAGCGACGUGCGCCUGCCGCGCGUGACGCGGGUGCAGGCCGCGGCGGCCAAGGCGGCGUACAACAUCAAUGAGCGGAUAGGCUUCUCCGUCAACAAGGACACUCCGACAUACAAGGUCGAGGACCCCAAGAAGAUCCUGACCAUUGAGGAGAUGAACGCGUACGACAUGUUCAAGGACGUCGACGAGCAGCUUGCGGCGCGGCGCGGCGUCGCGUUUACGGAAAAGUACAUCAAGGGGCUGCCGAUUGGGCUCAAGCUGCCGAGCGGCAUCACGAUUGGGGAGUCGGAGUAG